AUGGCCACCGCUCGUUCGGUGUACAUCUCCGCGGCUGCGAACCGAGCGGACGUCGCCGACUGUCGCGCCCCCGACGGAUUACUCGCUUUCGGCUCGGCCCAUCUCGUCGCUCUGUGCGAAUCCAAUGUGAGCAGGCGUCCGUUCGGGCGGUGGAGAUCAGCGUACGGCUCUCACCGAGGACGACCCUGUUCAUGCAGUCCCCAACCGCGCAUGGGAUCCACAAGACGCUGGCUGGACACGAGGGCAAUCUCACCGCGCUCAGGUUCAGCAAGACCCCGAGCAGCAACCCGACCCCGAGUCGACACUUGGUCACGGGCGAUAGCUUAGGUCAGGUCAGGCUGUGGAAGCAGCACUCGAAAACACAACAGGUAGGUGAUACACCCCUGCCUCAGCAAGCCGCCUCGUCUCGGUCCUCACCUCACCCCUUUGCUCCCCAUCGUCGCUCGCAAGUGGUCCACUCGCGCCGUCCUCUCGGGACAUGUCAAAUCCAUCUCGGCCGUCGCGACAGUGGCCCUAGGCGACGGUAGCAACGGCGAUCACUUUCUCGUAUUCACAGCAUCAUCCGACGCCUCCAUUCGAGUAUGGCGCAUCCGCACCGAUGCUGAGCCGGGUACGUCUCAUCGGGGAAAAAAGAUUUCACGCUUCACUCGGCUGGCUGCUAAAACAGCUUCCGCGAACAGAACUCGUCCAGAAGAUCGAUACAAAGGGCAAGAUCCCACUCUCACUCGAGACCAGCUUCCUUCCUGCUUCGUCGAGUCAGUCUCAAGGUGUCUUUCCACCGUCAUCUCGGCUCUUACUCACGAACCCCGUCUGCUUCUUCCCAGGUGUCGCGCUCGCCGUCGGAAGUACCGACAAGCGACUAGCCAUCUACGCGAGUCCAACCGCAUCUUCCAUCAAAGUGGGUCACCCGAACCAGUUCUUGCUCAUAACAGCACGAGCUCAUAUAUCUCCCUUCCAGUUCACCAAGUCCCUCUCGCUCGAAGGCCACUCGGACUGGAUCCGCUGCCUCUCUUUCAUCACCCCCAUCCCUGCAGACGCUCCUUCUUCGAGCACCUCGACCUCCCUCAACUACGACAUCGCAUCCUCCGAAGUCUUGCUCGCCUCGGGUUCUCAAGACAACUACAUCCGACUUUGGCGCUUCUCACCCGCCCCCGUGCGAACCGACUCCAUGACGGGCCUCACCUCGGGCUUGGAAGCGCUCGACGCCUUGGAUCAAUCGACCUCGAGUGCCGAAGGUGAGCUAAGGCUCAAAUCGCAUCAAUUCAUCGUCGGCGAUCCUUCUUCCCCCUCUUGCGAGAGUUUCGCAUGUGCGAGUGAGGCCGUCUUGUUGGGACAUGAUGCAUGGGUUACGGGAUUGCGUUGGUCACCUUUGGUGGAUCCCAAGGACGGGUUGAGGUUGUUGAGCGCUUCGGCCGAUCGUUCAAUGAUUCUUUGGACACCCACGCCCGUCGUGGCGACUUCCGUACCGGAUGAAGAUACCUCCCAGUCUUCAACGCUGAAAGGAGCGAGUUCCUCCUCCAUAUGGACUUCCUCCCGACGCUUUGGCGAAUUCUCUUCCGCGACGAACCUCGGUUUCUUCGGUGCUCUAUGGGGCUUCAACGCUCGAACGGUCUUGGCGAACGGUUGGGGUGGGAGUUGGCAUGCCUGGAGGAGGAAGGAGGCGGAGGAGGGUGAAGCGGAGAGUUGGGAUCCGAUCGUUGCGACGACGGGGCAUUUCGGUGAGGUCAGGUGUGCAGAGUGGGAACCGGAGGGGGAGUACUUGAUGUCUGCUGGGUGAGUUGGAGUGAGGUUGAUGGUGCGAAUACAGAUGAUUGGGGGCUGCGACUGAGCCAUUUGUUGAGCAGGCACGAUAUGGCGACGAGGUUGCAUGGACCUUGGAGGCGGAAAGGUCCGCAUGGAGCACAGAUCGAAACGUGGCAUGGUAAGCUUUUAACCAGUGGCGACCAACAGUGAUGGGAUAGCUGAUUCCACUGGCCUAUUCUCGCAGAACUUGCGCGCCCUCAAAUCCACGGCUACCCACUCUCUUCGAUCGCCUUCCUCGACCGACUCAGUUUCGUCUCUGGAGCAGACGAGAAGAUCGUUCGAGUCUUCUCGGCACCAGGCAACCUCGUCAAAUCGCUCAACCAAUUGAGUCAGAUCGAAUUCGUUCAAGAUGGGGAAGAUCGUCCCAUGGCAGCAAAUGUUCCUCCACUCGGCUUAUCGAAUCGAGCGAUUGGUAAAUCGGACGCGGAGGAAGAACAAAUUCCCAAGGAGGCUGAAGGGGGCUUGUACACGACGGCUUUCUCGAACGCGUCUUUGACCGUUCCUGAUCAUCCUCCAUACGAAGAACAUCUUCUCGGAUCGACGCUCUGGCCCGAGAUUGAGAAACUCUACGGACAUGGAUACGAACUCUUGUCAAUCGCUGCGCGCCGAUCCGAGGGACGGUCGUCGUCGUCCCAACUCAUCGCGACGAGUUGUAAAGCCACGGUUGAACAACACGCCGUAGUAAGGUUGUUUGAACCCAAGUUGGGGAAGAUGGUGGGACCCAAAGAUGGGUUGAAGGGCCAUAGUUUGAGUAUCACGAAGGUCGUUUUUGGAGGGGAAGGAGGCAAGUGGUUGUUGAGCGUUUCGAGGGAUCGGAGCUGGAGGGUGUUCAAGAGGACCGAGGAUGAAGGUUCGUGGUCUCAUUUUUCGAUGGAGAACAUCUCAUGAGUUGAUGAGACCGCGUAUUCCAUCAUGCACAGAUUUGUACCGUCCCCACAAAGCGGGGGUUAAAGCCCAUGCCCGUAUCAUUUGGGACGCAUGCUUCUCCCCCGAUGCAGAAACGUUCUUCACAGCUUCGAGGGACAAGUCCGUCAAAGUGUGGUCGACCAGCACAUGGCAUGAGAUCGAGACGAUCAAAUUCGAGGAGGCGGCGACGGCGGUGGCUUGUACGAGGAAUGGAGGGAAGGAUGUGUUGGCGGUGGGGUUAGAGAAUGGCGAGAUUCGGGUGUUUGUGAAGCCGAUUGAGCGGGUGGAGGGCUGGAAGGAGGUGGUGGUGUUGGGACCCGAGUGAGUCCAAUGCCGGGGAGUGAAUUGGGAACAUGCAGAAGAACUGAUUUCAUCCUGUGGCAUGCUCGUCACAGGAUCGCUCACGUCCAAACGGUUACGAGUCUGUCGUUCUGCCCGAAGAAGAUGGAGGACGCUUUGACGGUUAGACUGGCUAGUGGGAGCGAGGAUCGUUCGGUUCGGAUCAUUGAUGUAUCAAUCUGGACGUAG
This is a messenger RNA of Microbotryum saponariae, 3237 nucleotides long. The record is from the annotation of a GenBank genome assembly. NCBI's taxonomy places the organism in Eukaryota, Fungi, Basidiomycota, Microbotryomycetes, Microbotryales, Microbotryaceae.